Molecule: messenger RNA, 492 nt
Organism: Striga asiatica
Lineage: Eukaryota; Viridiplantae; Streptophyta; Magnoliopsida; Lamiales; Orobanchaceae
Source: the annotation of a GenBank genome assembly
AUGCAUAACGUGGGUGAAUUUGACGAUGUCGAAAAGCUUGGCCAGCAAAUCGGAAUCGUUAAUGUCGCCCUCGACGAUGUAAAUCCCGCUACGCUCGAGGAGGGACUGACGGUCCCGUUUCAGGGCGGGAUCGUAGUAGUCGUUGAAAUUGUCGAGGCCCACGACGCCGUCGCCGCGGCGGCGGAGGGCGGAGGAGACGUGGGUGCCGACGAAACCGGCGGCGCCGGUGACGAGGACGGAGAUCCCGUGUCCGGACCGGAUUCGGGCGGAGUCGCGGACGCGCUUCUCGAAUUCGGGACCGGCGCGCUGGUGCGAAGGGACCUUCUGGAGGGAUCUGAGGGAGAAAAGGAGGAGGAGGAGGAGGAGGAGGACGAUGGCGAUUUGAAGAAGAAGACGAAGAUGAAGCCCAUGAACAGGAAGGACCAGAAAGUGAGCUUGGCUAGGGAUGAUUGUAGCCUGAGCCGAUUGAUAGAGAUUUCAUUCAACGAAUAA